This is a messenger RNA of Enhydra lutris kenyoni (northern sea otter), 1228 nucleotides long. Its product is annotated as chromosome unknown C19orf12 homolog. NCBI's taxonomy places the organism in Eukaryota, Metazoa, Chordata, Mammalia, Carnivora, Mustelidae. The transcript has 2 exons. Bases 1 to 450 code for a protein of 149 amino acids. The record is from RefSeq and is a predicted model, not a curated record.
AUGCUUCCUUCGAGGCUCGCCAAGAUGCCCAUCGUGAUGGAAGAUGUCAUGAAGCUGCUGUGCUCCAUCUCUGGGGAGAGGAAAAUGAAGGCGGCCGUCAAGCACUCUGGUACAGGCGCCCUGGUCACAGGGGCUGUGGCCUUCGUUGGUGGUCUGGUCGGAGGCCCACCUGGACUCGCUGUUGGGGGCGCUGUUGGGGGCCUCUUAGGUGCAUGGAUGACAAGUGGACGGUUCAAGCCGAUUCCUCAGAUCAUAAUGGAGCUGCCGCCCAGUGAGCAGCAAAAGCUCUUUAAUGAAGCCUCCACCAUCCUCAGGCACCUGGACUGGACAGACGCUGUGCAGCUGACCACACUGGUCAUGGGCAGCGAGGCCCUGAAGCAGCAGCUGCUGGCCAUGCUGGUCAACUACGUCACCAAGGAGCUCCGGGCCGAAGUUCAGUAUGAUGACUAGGUCGUUCCUCCUGGAAAUGGGGGUCUCAUUUAGAUGAUUCCUGGGCCUCCCAGGUGGGGACGGGGAGUUGGGGAAGCCCCACACCAUCAGUGUAUUACCUAAAUGGAGUGAAACCUGCUGGAGAAGCUCCUAUUCUGCCGUAUCAUGUUCUGGAAAUUAUUUAUGAAAACACUGGAUUUUGGGUCGUGUGCACUAAUAAUGCGUAGUGACACCCCUUUUGCUUGGAGGCUGGUGAAAAGUGAAGCCGUGCCUGCUGCAGACGUGGGUGACAGCUUCUUGAAUCCACUGUCACUCAUACGGGAGCACAGCAGGAGGCCUGUGUGUUCCGUCUCCUCACCUGUGACGAUGAGCCCUGUCUGAAGCACCUGUUAACAGGACUGCUUCCUCCCCUGGGGCUCAGGGGCUUAGGGCCAAGAGCUGCCCCGUACCGGAAUCAUGUUUACCUCAUGUGUCGCCUCCCUGACCAGUGGCUGAGUGGCCCCAUGGAGGGGCAGUUGCCUGUGGAGCGAAGCCAAAAACAUCCAGGCACCCAGCCCUUCUCUACCCAGCACACCUGGGCCCUCAUCCUCCCAGGGGCUUCGACUCAUCAUUGGACAAGUCGUGGUAGUUCUUGAAUUUUUCUUUUAAAAUUAAGUACUUACAGCAAAGAAAAUGACUCUUUCUGAUGUGGUAGGAUCUAAGCAAUGUGUCCACCCCGAAUUUCCCCUAAUACUGUAUUCCCUUGGCUUUCAGAACCCUAACUUGACUAGGUAUCAUCAAAUUGCAAUAAAUGUUUUCU